This is a messenger RNA of Phyllostomus discolor (pale spear-nosed bat), 6553 nucleotides long. RefSeq names its product neuronal cell adhesion molecule (gene NRCAM). Gene Ontology annotation, molecular function: cell-cell adhesion mediator activity. The record is from RefSeq and is a predicted model, not a curated record. Bases 400 to 4317 code for a protein of 1305 amino acids. Gene Ontology annotation, biological process: brain development; cell-cell adhesion. The transcript has 33 exons. Lineage: Eukaryota; Metazoa; Chordata; Mammalia; Chiroptera; Phyllostomidae.
UCGGCUGACGUGCGCCGCAGUCGGAGCCUCAGACGCGCGGGCUCAGGGACAGCGAGGGGCUGCCAGAGGCGACAGCUUCUUCACGACUGACGGUGCUUGCUGGACUCCCCGGCCAGCGCUCCAAGGCUGAGAGGUGGGCACCACGUUAGAACGAAUCUGUGAUAUUCUUCCUCAGCAACGCCCACCCCUGCUUGCUGAAGACCCACCAAGCUGCUGUCAGCUGUUGGCAUCAACCUGAGAAAAAGACAGCUUCAAAAAUCAGGGAAAUGUUCAGGAAACUCUUGGCCCACUAGAUCCUCCAAAGUUUCCUGCAUGAAAAUUACUUAGACAUUGCACACAAAUCUUUUGUGAAAGAAGAAAAAGAAAUUCAGUUUGUGGGUCUCAGCAGGAGUUAAGCUAAUGCAGCUUAAAAUAAUGCCGAAAAAGAAGCGCUUAUCUGCAGGCAGAGUGCCCCUGAUUCUCUUCCUGUGCCAGAUGAUUAGUGCACUGGAAGUGCCUCUUGAUCCAAAACUUCUUGAAGACUUGGUACAGCCUCCAACCAUUACUCAACAGUCUCCAAAAGAUUACAUUAUUGACCCUCGAGAGAAUAUUGUAAUCCAAUGUGAGGCCAAAGGGAAACCUCCUCCAAGCUUCUCCUGGACCCGAAAUGGGACUCACUUUGACAUAGAGAAAGACCCUCUCGUUACUAUGAAGCCUGGCUCAGGAACCCUCGUAAUAAACAUCAUGAGCGAAGGGAAAGCCGAGACCUAUGAAGGAGUCUAUCAGUGCACAGCUAGGAAUGAACGUGGAGCUGCAAUUUCGAAUAACAUUGUUGUCCGUCCGUCUAGGUCACCACUGUGGACCAAAGAAAAACUUGAACCAAUAACACUUCAAAGUGGCCAGUCUUUGGUACUUCCCUGCAGACCCCCAGUUGGAUUGCCACCACCUAUAAUAUUCUGGAUGGAUAAUUCCUUUCAAAGACUUCCACAAAGUGAGAGGGUUUCCCAGGGUCUGAAUGGAGACCUUUAUUUUUCCAAUGUUCUCCCAGAGGAUACUCGUGAAGACUAUAUCUGUUAUGCCAGAUUUAACCACACUCAAACCAUACAGCAGAAGCAACCUAUUUCUGUGAAGGUGGUGUCAGUGGAUGAAUUGAAUGACACUAUAGCUGCUAAUUUGAGUGACACUGAGGUUUAUGGUGCUAAAUUAAAUAGAGAGAGGCCACCAACAUUUUUAACUCCAGAAGGCAACACAAGUAACAAAGAGGAAUUAAGAGGAAAUGUUCUUUCACUAGAGUGCAUUGCAGAAGGACUGCCUACGCCACUUAUUUACUGGAUGAAAGAAGAAGGAACACUACCCUUCAACCGGACAUAUUAUAAGAACUUUCAGAAAACGCUACAGAUCCUUCAGGUUUCAGAAGCAGACUCCGGAAAUUACCAAUGUAUAGCAAAAAAUGCAUUAGGAUCUAUUCAUCAUACCAUUUCUGUCACAGUGAAAGCGGCUCCAUACUGGAUCACGGCACCUCAAAACCUUGUGCUGUCCCCAGGAGAGAACGGGGCCCUAAUCUGCAGAGCUAACGGCAACCCCAAACCCAGAAUUAGUUGGUUAUCAAAUGGAGUCCCAAUAGAAAUUGCCCCUGAUGACCCCAGCAGAAAAAUAGAUGGUGAUACCAUUAUUUUUUCAAAUGUUCAAGAAAGAUCCAGUGCAGUGUAUCAGUGCAAUGCUUCUAACGAAUAUGGAUACUUACUGGCAAAUGCAUUUGUAAAUGUGCUGGCUGAGCCACCACGAAUCCUUACAUCUGCGAACACACUCUAUCAGGUCAUUGCAAACAGGCCUGCUUUACUAGAUUGUGCUUUCUUUGGGUCUCCUCUGCCUACCAUUGAGUGGUUUAAAGGAACUAAAGGUAGUGCUCUUCGUGAAGAUACUUAUGUUUUACAUGACAAUGGAACUUUGGAAAUUCCUGUGGCCCAAAAGGACAGUACAGGAACUUAUACCUGUGUUGCAAGGAAUAAGUUAGGAAUGGCAAAGAAUGAAGCCCACUUAGAAAUCAAAGAUCCAACCAGGAUCAUUAAACAGCCCGAAUUCUCAGUUGUGCAAAGAGGGAGUACAGUGUCCUUCGAAUGUAAAGUGAAACAUGAUCACACAUUAAUCCCUACUGUUCUCUGGCUGAAGGAUAAGGGUGAGCUGCCCAAUGAUGGAAGGUUCACUAUUGACAAGGACCACUUGGUGGUAACUGAUGUAAGUGACGAUGAUAAUGGAACCUACACGUGUGUGGCCAAUACAACUCUGGACAACGUUUCUGCCAGCGCUGUGCUUAUUGUUGUUGCUCCUACUCCAACUCCAGCUCCCAUUUACGAUGUCCCAAAUCCUCCCUUUGAUUUAGAAUUGACAGAUCAACUCGACAAAAGUGUUCAGCUGUCAUGGACCCCAGGCGAUGACAACAAUAGUCCUAUUACAAAAUUUAUCAUUGAAUAUGAAGAUGCGAUGCAUGAGGCAGGGCUAUGGCACCACCAAACUGAAGUUCCUGGGACGCAGACCACAACUCAGCUGAAGCUGUCACCUUAUGUGAUCUACUCCUUCCGAGUGAUGGCAGAGAACAGCCUCGGGAGGAGUUUGCCCAGUGAGCGAUCUGAACAGUAUUUGACUAAAGCUGCAGAACCAGAUAAAAAUCCCACAACUGUGGAAGGACUAGGAUCAGAGCCCGAUAAUUUGGUGAUUACAUGGAAGCCCUUGAAUGGUUUUGAAUCUAAUGGGCCAGGCCUUCAGUACAAAGUGAGCUGGCGCCAGAAAGAUGGCGAUGAUGAAUGGACGUCUGUGGUUGUGGCAAAUGUAUCCAAAUAUAUUGUCUCAGGCACACCAACCUUUGUUCCAUACCUGAUAAAAGUUCAGGCCCUGAAUGAUGUAGGGUUUGCUCCAGAACCAGCUGUAGUCAUGGGACAUUCUGGAGAAGACCUCCCAAUGGUGGCUCCUGGGAACGUGCAAGUGACAGUGGUGAACAGCACCUUAGCUGAGGUGCACUGGGACCCAGUCCCUCUGAAAAGCAUCCGAGGACACCUACAAGGCUAUCGAAUUUACUACUGGAAGGCACAGAGUUCAUCAAAAAGAAACAGACGCCACAUUGAGAAAAAGAUCCUCACUUUCCAGGGCAGCAAGACCCAUGGCAUGUUGCCGGGGCUGGAGCCCUUCAGCAACUACACACUGAACGUCCGUGUGGUCAACGGGAAAGGGGAGGGCCCAGCUAGCCCAGACAGAGUCUUUGGGACCCCAGAAGGAGUUCCCAGUGCCCCGUCCUCUUUGAAGAUCAUUAAUCCAACACUAGACUCUCUCACUUUGGAAUGGGAUCCUCCGAGCCACCCAAAUGGCAUUUUGACUGAGUACAUCUUAAAAUAUCAACCAAUUAACAGCACCCAUGAAUUAGGCCCACUAGUAGAUUUGAAAAUUCCUGCCAACAAGACUCGUUGGACUUUAAAAAAUUUAAAUUUCAGCACUCGGUAUAAGUUUUAUUUCAAUGCACAAACAGCAGCAGGAUCAGGAAGUCAAAUAACAGAGGAAGGAAUAACAACUGUGGAUGAAGCUGGUAUUCUUCCACCCGAUGUAGGUGCAGGCAAAGUAAAUCCCAGGAUCAACAAACUUACUGUCGCAGCUGCUGAAACCUAUGCCAAUAUCAGUUGGGAAUAUGAGGGACGAGAGCAUGUCAACUUUUAUGUUGAAUAUGGUGUAGUUGGCAGCAAAGAAGAAUGGAGGAAAGAAAUUAUAAAUGGUUCUCGGAGCUUCUUUGGGUUAAAGGGUCUAAUGCCAGGAACAGCAUACAAAGUUCGAGUUGGUGCUGAGGGGGACUCUGGUUUUGUGAGUUCUGAGGAUAUGUUUGAGACAGGCCCAGCAAUGGCAAGCCGGCAGGUGGACAUUGCAACUCAAGGCUGGUUCAUUGGUCUAAUGUGUGCUGUUGCUCUCCUUAUCUUAAUUUUGCUGAUUGUUUGCUUCAUCAGAAGAAACAAAGGUGGUAAAUAUCCAGUUAAAGAGAAGGAAGAUGCCCAUGCUGACCCUGAAAUCCAGCCUAUGAAGGAAGAUGAUGGCACCUUUGGAGAAUACAGGUCUCUUGAAAGUGAUGCAGAAGACCACAAGCCUUUGAAAAAAGGUAGUCGAACACCUUCAGACAGGACUGUGAAGAAAGAAGACAGUGAUGACAGCCUAGUGGACUAUGGAGAGGGUGUGAAUGGCCAGUUCAAUGAGGAUGGCUCCUUUAUUGGACAGUACAGUGGUAAGAAAGAGAAAGAGCCAGCUGAAGGAAAUGAAAGCUCAGAGGCACCUUCUCCCGUCAAUGCCAUGAAUUCCUUUGUUUAAUCUGCAAGCCUCUUGCCAAUAUCCCAUUCCUCCAGAAUGUUCCUCUCCAGCACUUCUCAUACUGUGCGCAUAGAGGCAGGAAGUAUAUAUUCUGCUGUUAUGUGAAUGUUAUGAGAACAGUUAAAGUAAGAACAUAAUUCAACCAGAUGAUUUAUUAAUGUGAACUGCAGUACAAAGCGCACAGUUUUUCAUUCAAAAUAGGUAUUCUUGAUUUUCUCAAAACUGAUAAAAAAUAGUACAUCACCAACAGAUCGUGUUAUUUCCUCUUCAGGAUACGGUUCAACAUGAUGCAUGAAAAAUGCUGCACAGUUAAAGAACAUACCUGCGUAUGUUACUAAAAUAUGGUUUGAUACUUUGUUUAUACUAUCCUCAGCUGAAACCCUAAAUAUGAAUUCAGUUUUCAUUGUCAAGAGUGUUGCUAUAGUGUUCUUUAGAACUUCAAUGUCUUUGUGGACAUUGUUGUGAAAUUGGUGACUCUGUGUCUAGCUGUUAGUCUUUUGGGGAGACUGUUAGGAACAGUAUGUACAGUAUAUACUUGCUAAAUGAGUUAAUCAUGACAGUUGCAUUUGCUGACGCUUACUGAGACUCUGUUACCUGCUCUUCGCUCCUGUUACUUCGUAGCCUUCAUAAUCUUCCAGGUAUUACAACGGUACAGUGUUCUACUCUUUACAUCAUCUCUACAUUCGGUUGUUUUUAGGCAUAAAUAAUGUGUAUUACAAUGUAUUUUGGCAUUUGUGCCAUGCUUAAAGAAUCAGAAACAAAUCGCUCUAAUUAAAUUCCAAAACUUGUUCCAGAAAGCACAGGGCAAGACACAUGCAGUGCCUUCAGACAAGAAGCAUUCCAUAACAUACUGCCUUCUGUGUCAAAGAUGCAGUUGACACAGAGUUCUAGAUGACUGUCAUUAAGAGUAACUUUUAAAAAAAAGCAGAGAUAAUGGAAGUGGCCAUGCUGGGAAAAAAAGGAAAUGUGAAAAUAAAAUUAAUAAAACAGCUUAUUUUAAGAAGAAUUGUCCCCAUAUGUAUGAAAAGAAAAACUUUAUCACCAACUGGAAUGCAUGAUGAUUUUUUUUAGCCUUUUAUGGUUUCUACUAAAAUAUGUCCCAUUCAGUAAGAAGGAUGUCAACUUGGUGGAAAACUUGUUUUAAAAACAAGUUAUUUCAAAACUAAAAGCAUAUAACAGCAUGGCAACAGGAAUGUAUUCCCUCUUUUACCCAUGUGGUAGCUUUUGAAACUCUCUGCAGCAUUGAAAGAUGUGGAUGCAAAUUGCUAUGGACACAUUUCAGAAUCUAAAAAGUCUAGUAAGUGCUAACAAGACCAAGAGUCAAACAGAGUACAUCUGCAGUUUCAAAAUACAUAUACUCUACCAUGUUCAUAAACAAUAUCUAUUAAGUGGUUUACCUCCAAAUAUAAAAUUCUAUAACAACCUAUGGUUGAAGGAAUGCUCAGUUUCAUUUGCCAAUAAAUUGGUUUCUCAUAACUUGCAUCAAGUUUAAUUUUAAGUAAAGCUUUUUAUAUGUAGAUAUUUUGUUGAAUUUGUAAAUACACUUAAAAUGUAGAUGCUAUAUGCUUAUAGGUGUCACAUACAAAUAAACAUGCAAACAAUGUUUAUGUUGUACUGUAUAAAAAGCUAGCUAAUUAAUAGAGUGCAUGGGACUAGAAAGCAUUUAAAUUCCUUUGGACUUUAUUUUCCCUUUUUGCUGUGAAACUUAAAAAGUGAACUGUUCUACACACUGACAACAGUGUGCAGAUUUUUCUAGAUGAACUCUUCAGAGCUUUUCCUGUGGGGCUCAGUAAGCCGAGUCACGUGGCAUCUUUGAUACAUGUAGGUAAAGCAGAAUUUGAAAUAAUCCCAGGUGAAGAUGGCCCUAUAUACUUUCACAUCUCCAUAUUUGCUUUUUACGGAUCAGCCUUUCUAACAGAAAUACAAAAAGACAAAACAGGCUUGCCUUGGCAUCAGAGAGCACAAAGACAAAAGUUACUUUAAAUUUGCCAGUGUUUGGGGGAACCAAUCAAAGUGCAGUUUUUACUCAUCCAUAACAGUAGAUACUAAAUUUACCUGUGCAGGAAGUGCAACAUAUUUUGUAUUAAAAUUAAAUGUGGUUUUUAAAGUCCCUCUCUCUUUCAUAAUAUAUCAUAUUCCUAGUGGAGUGUGAAUGUCCAGUGGUAUAUGUAAUGGUACAGGCAGGUAUGACUGGAUUGCAUCAAAAAGUAACCAUUAAACAGCCUUGAUCUCUUUG